Messenger RNA from Populus nigra (black poplar), 1399 nucleotides. Its product is annotated as replication protein A 14 kDa subunit B-like. NCBI's taxonomy places the organism in Eukaryota, Viridiplantae, Streptophyta, Magnoliopsida, Malpighiales, Salicaceae. Gene Ontology annotation, biological process: DNA replication; DNA recombination; DNA repair. The record is from RefSeq and is a predicted model, not a curated record. Gene Ontology annotation, cellular component: nucleus. Gene Ontology annotation, molecular function: DNA binding. The transcript has 3 exons. Bases 835 to 1155 code for a protein of 106 amino acids.
UCUUUAUAUUUUUAAACAACAACUUGAUAUUGGGAAAUGAUUGCAUGCCUUGCCUGCGGAGUAGUUUUGGAACUUUAUCUAAAGCCUUUCGAGCUGGAUCCCUGUUUGUUUUGGUAUGGGGUGUUUGGCAUUACUUUUGAAUUUAGAUGCUUUUAAAAUUAUUUUUUAUUUUAAAAAACAUUAAAUUAAUAUUUUUUUAAAGUGUAUUUUAAUGUUCUAACCGUGCAGUGCAUUUUAUCAAAAACAUUUGGAUUGAUUGUUUUAGUGUUUUUGAAAAAAUUUGAAAUUUUUUUAUUUAUUUUUUAUAUUAAAUUAAUAUUUUUUUGAUUAUUUUAGAUAUUUUGAUAUAUUAACAUUAAAAAUAAUUUUUAAAAAAUAAAAAAUAUAUUAUUUUUGAAUUUAGAUGCUUUAAAAAUUAUUUAUUAUUUUAAAAAACAUUAAAUUAAUAUUUUUUAAAAGUGUAUUUUAAUGUUUGAACUGGGUUUGUUCUAAGUUACUGAGAACUGAAUUUGAUUAAAUUUUAAAAAUGCAGCCUAAUUUAAUUUUUAAGUCUUGAAUUUAUCGAAAUUCAUCAGAUAGAUAGACUGGGUUUAUACCUUUAAAAUUCAAAAUCAAUUGGCACCCGUAAGAGAUCUAAUCCGUCAUCUGUCCGUCAGACUUCUUAAAAGUUGGAAGUUAAAAGACUCCCGCCUAAAUUCUGUCAGAUUUCCCGCCCUUUAUUCUUUCAAGAACUCUUUACAUACAAAUUUCCUUCUCAUUUACGCGUUGUUCCGCAGACACAGAAUCAUCCAUUCGCUUGUUUACGAUCUUCUAGUUAUCUUUACAUAUCAGAACAUGGAUACAUCGAGCCCUUCGAUUUUUGUCAACGGGGAGUCAUUGCCUCUGUACAUUGGGAAAAGGGUUCGAGCUGUGGUUCAAGUCAUUCAAUCUGAUGGUGCAGACACGACUGCAAAAUCUACUGAUGAACAUCAGUUGAUUAUAAAAGGGUUGCCUGUUAUCGCUCCUUUGAAAUUUGUUGAAGUAAUUGGUAUUGCUGAUGGCAAUCAGUCAGUCCAUGCCGAAACAUGGACCAACUUCGGCGACGCGUUUGAUGCUGCUUCAUACAAUCAAUUGUGCAAACUUGCAAAUGGAGAAUUCAAAGCUUUAUUUCUUUAGGGAGUUGCAUUGUGCCAGCUUACUAGUGGGCAAGCAAUGGUUUGUUUCUAUUGAAAGUUGUAAUAAUUUAGACCAGGAUUAAUGUGGGUUUGUGAUUAAAAAAAAAAACUAUCUUGAGUGUCAUGGCAUGUAUUAGCCUGAAACUACAUUUGCUCAUGGUGGUUCAUGUUGUCUGUUCUGAUAAUGCAAGCUGACUCUUUUAUAUUAAAUUAAGUGAACUUGGCAUUAGUCCAGUCUUUUUGUU